Molecule: messenger RNA, 3154 nt
Organism: Abrus precatorius (Indian licorice)
Lineage: Eukaryota; Viridiplantae; Streptophyta; Magnoliopsida; Fabales; Fabaceae
Exons: 10
Coding region: 219-2723 (834 amino acids)
Molecular function (GO): protein binding
Source: RefSeq, a predicted model, not a curated record
GAUAAAUAAUAAUAAUAUUAAAAUAAUCGAAGACGCAGAGAGAAAAGGAGUGGGGGGAGAGCAAGAAGGGGUUUUCGCUUUUUGGUUGCGAAGCGAGGAGAGAGAGAGAGAGAGAGAGAGAGAGAGAGAGAGAGAGGUUUGUACUUUCUCCUUGUUGGCGCGGCGGAACCCUAGUGAGCCCGGUGGGGGCGUGACAGUGAAAGUAACACAGACAAAGGAUGAGUGGUAAGGGCGGUGGAGGCCACAACAAUGGCGGCGCCAAAGCCGCAUCGGCGACGAUUCCGCCGUCGUCGAGAAAGAUGGUGCAGAGCUUGAAGGAGAUUGUGUCCAAUUUCCCCGACAACGAGAUCUACGCCAUGCUCAAAGACUGUAACAUGGACCCCAACGAAGCUGUUAGUCGCCUCCUCUCCCAAGAUCCUUUUCAUGAGGUGAAGAGCAAGCGAGAAAAGAAAAAAGAGAGUAAGGACCCAACAGAUUCCAGGCCUCGUGGGAUAAAUAGCACAUCUAGUCGUGGUGGCAAUAGGGCUGGCACAGAUCGUCAUGUUGGACGUGGUGGCGGCAACCAAUUCAGCAGCAGUGAUUCUGGUCUGCAGGCGAAACCUUUGUACAAAAAGGACAAUGGAACACCUGCUUAUGGUGGUUCUACAUCUUCUGCAUCCAGUGUGCUGGGAAAUAAUGUGUACAGGAGAUUGCCAUCCUACAGUGAUUCUGUGGUUACUGAAAAACCAUUUGCCUUAGGCAUUGGUGAUGGACUAUCUUCAUCAUCACAACAUACUGGAUUGCAAUCUGCAUGGACGGGGAAUGCAGGUCAAGUAUCAAUGGCUGACAUUGUCAAGAUGGGUAGGCCACAGGCCAAGGCAUCUGUGUAUAACUCCUCUAUCCAGAGUGGUAAUCAUCAGAAUGUCUUGGUGCCUCCAGCAGCUUUAGAUCACAAUUUGCAUUCAUUUCAAGGUCAUAGUUCCAAGGUUGCAGAGACAAAUACUAAUUCAGGCCGUGUCAUUAGCCACAAUGUUUCACAGAAUGAUGAAUGGCCUAGUAUUGAGAACCAACAUGAUGCUAGAGUGUUUGCGGAUGUUGAUGCCCAAGCAAAUUCUGAGUACUACAUGAACUCAUCAAGCUUUGCAGAGUCUGAUUGGCAGCAGAAAACUCACAUAGAUGAACAUGGAGAAGAAGAUGGUUCUGUUGAAAGUGAAGAUAAUGUUGGAUCUGCUUCUAUAUCUGCCAAAAGUGCAUCAGAGGACACAGGAGAAGAUGAUGUUUCAUCAGUGGCUGCAAACUUAGAGCAGCUAAAUAUCGAGAGAGAUGAUAAGGGGACAGAAGCAGAGGAAGACAAUCCUUCUGUAGUAAUUCCAAAUCACCUACAACUCCAUACUCCGGAAUGCUUAAAUCUUAGCUUUGGAAGUUUUGGAUCUGCAAACCCCCUUUUGAGAUCUGGGCCAUAUACAUCUAGUCAAUUGAAAAGUAAUUUGGAGGAGGAUACAGCUGGUACAACAGAUGUUUCAACAGUUGGAAACUCAGAUGCUAGAAAUCCUGACUAUUAUGGGGAUGAGCAUCUUGUUAAUACUACCUCAGAUGGAAAUUUAGUUCAAGGAACUGGUGUGAAUGCUGGGACCUAUGAACACACUUCCAUUUCACAACAAGAGGCUUUAAAACCUGAACCCCCCGAAACUGUUCAGGAAAAUCAAUAUCCGUUUCCUUCAUCAUCUCAUGGGUUUACUUAUGAAAAUGACCAACAACCAGAGGUCACAUUUCCUCAUUCGCAGACCAGCUCACAGAUGCAGAAUCUGGCUCCCUUCUCCAGUGUAAUGCAGGCAUAUACAAAUUCUUUGCCCAGUGCGCUGUUGGCUUCAACAGUUCAAACAGCAAGGGAGGAUAUCCCAUACUCCCCCUUCCCUGCAACACAAUCAAUGCCUACAAAAUAUAGUAACAUUGCUUCUUCAAUUGGUGGUUCCACCAUAAACAUGUCAGAGGCUCUAAGAGCUGGCAGCAUUUCUACACCUCAAGCUAAUGCACAAACCCUGCCUGGUGCAAGUGUUGCUACUGGACCUGCACUUCCUCAACAUCUGGCUGUGCAUCCCUACUCUCAACAUACUCUUCCUCUGGGACAUUUUGCUAAUAUGAUUGGCUAUCCAUUCUUGCCUCAGAGCUAUACCUAUAUGCCAUCAGCUUUUCAGCAGACUUUUGCUGGAAAUAGUACAUAUCACCAGUCUCUGGCAGCAGUGCUUCCACAGUAUAAAAAUAGUGUUUCUGUCAGCAGCUUGCCUCAGUCUGCUGCUAUUCCAUCUGGAUAUGGGUUUGGCAAUUCUACAAGCAUUCCUGGAGGAAAUUUUUCUUUAAAUCCACCUGCUGCUCCUACUGGGACAACCAUUGGAUAUGAUGAUGUUUUAAACUCCCAGUUUAAGGACAACAAUCAUAUGAUUUCACUGCAGCAGAACGAGAGUUCUCCCAUGUGGGUUCAGGGGCCUGGCUCUCGAACAAUGUCUGCAGUUCCUCCCAGCACCUAUUACAGCGUGCAGGGACAGAAUCAACAACCAGGUGGAUUUCGGCAAAGGCAGCAGCAACCUUCACAGCAUUUUGGAGCCCAUGGUUAUCCUAAUUUCUACCAAUCUCAGACUGGCAUUUCUCUGGAACAUCAGCAACAAAAUCCCCGGGAAGCUUCUCUGGGUGGUUCGCAAAGCCAACCAUCUAAGCAGUCCCAACAAAUAUGGCAAAACAGUUACUAAUCCUAGGCACCUCCCGGUUUUUCAGGGUCUUUAUGUGAGUUUGAAAGUGGUUAAUCAGAGGCAUUUACGGUCUAGUAACUUAAUGUAUCAUUAUUUGGUCUUUUAGAGACUAUGAGCCCAUUACCACGAGGUUGUAUUCUACAUAAUUGUGUUCGUCAUGUUUAACGUAGGUACUAAAGUGUGCUAAUUUGCUUUACUCGGUUACUUUUUGGCUUAAUAUUCUCAUCUGGUUAUAGUGCAAAAUCUCCUUUGGAUAAUAUUCUCACCUGUUAACUGAUUACGCGCACUUGUUAUGUGAUGUAUACAUUCCACUUAAGUUCUGAUGAGUUGAUAGCCUAUACGACAAUUUUUGUCUUUUAUUAAAUUAAAUAUUUAGUCUGAAAAUACUUAUUGUCAAGCUAUAAAAGACAAAUUAUGAAUUGUUAUUGCUC